GAGCAGAGGCUAAUUCUCCUCUUCAAGAGAACUCUGCAUCCCUGAAUGAAGCUGAGACCUUGAACCCAGAAGCGACUCUAUCAUUGGAGGGGACCUUGAACCUAGAAGACAUUCUCUACCUGGAGGAUACAGGUGACCUUGAUGAGACACUCUCUGUAGAAGAGACUGAGCAGCCAGAGGAGACACUGUAUAUUGAGGAGACCAGGCAACCAGAGAUGCUAUAUGUGGAAGAGCCUGUGGAAGCAAAGGAGACACUGUACGUGGAGGAAACUGUGGAGCCAGAGGGGAUACAGCUUGCAAAAGAGCUUGCAGAGCCAGGAGAGCCAAGCCCAGAGCAGGUUGUUUAUGGGGAAGAGAUGAUCACAGGGGAGAAAUUGAACAUCGAGGAGACUCUCAGAGCUGAGCCAAGCCCCAGCACAGAGGAGAGCUUAAGCAUAGAGGACCUGGAAUUGCUAGAGGGGCGUUUCCAGCAAUGUGUCCAAGCUGUGGCCCAGCUGGAGGAAGAGAGGGAUCAGCUCAUCCAUGAGCUUGUGUUGCUCCGGGAACCAGCCCUGCAGGAGGUGCAACAAGUCCACCAGGACAUCCUGGCUGCCUACAAACUGCAUGCCCAAGCAGAGCUGGAGAGAGAUGGGAUACGGGAGGAGAUCCGGCUGGUCAAGCAGAAGCUGUUCAAGGUGACAAAGGAAUGUGUGGCCUACCAAUACCAGCUGGAGUGCCGCCAGCAGGAUGUGGCUCAGUUUGCUGAUUUCCGGGAAGUGCUGACUACGCGGGCAACCCAGCUCUCAGAGGAACUGGUCGGGCUCCGGGAUGCCUAUCAGAAGCAGAAGGAGCAGUUGCGACAACAACUAGAAGCACCCCCAAGCCAGAGGGAUGGGCACUUUCUCCAGGAGAGCCGGCGACUCUCUGCCCAGUUUGAAAAUCUAAUGGCAGAGAGCCGCCAGGGCCUGGAGGAGGAGUAUGAGCCACAGCUGCUACGGCUCCUGGAGAGAAAAGAAGCUGGGACCAAGGCUCUGCAGAAAACCCAGGCUGAGAUCCAGGAGAUGAAAGAGGCUCUGAGACCCCUGCAAGCAGAGGCCCAGCAGCUCCACCUGCAAAAUAGGAACCUGGAGGACCAGAUCACACUUGUGAGGCAGAAACGAGAUGAAGAGGUGCAGCAGUACAGGGAACAGCUGGAGGAAAUGGAAGAACGACAGAGGCAGUUAAGAAGUGGAGUACAACUCCAGCAACGGAAGAACAAAGAGAUGGAGCAGCUAAGGAUCAGUCUUGCUGAAGAGCUCUCAACAUAUAAGGCUAUGCUACCCAAGAGCCUGGAACAGUCUGAUGCUCCAAGUUCUCAGGCAGGUGGAAUCGAGACACAGUCUCAAGGAGCUGUUUAGAAAUGUAUGGACAAAUCUGUAAUCCAGAAACUACAAAGAAAACUUCUUAACAAUCACUAAGUACCCUUUGGAUAUACUUUUUUCCAAACAGAAAAAGGAAUGCCAGAGACUUGGCAAGCAAUCCAUGCCGUGAAAGUUGCAAACACUGGCUGACCCGCUUAAAGAGAGUCUAGAUUUGGCCAGAGGCAGAACAGCAGCCAAUUCUUAGAUGGAUUCUAUUUCAUCCACUGCUGGUACUGAUCUCAAUGCACCAAGGAAAGAAAAAAUGAGCCUCCUAUAUUCCAGCAGCAACUUUUACAUACACGCUGAGUAAAGGAUAACUGUAUGGACACAUCUUGCAGUAUUAUGAAGAAUGUAUCUUUUCUUGUUGACCCAAACCAAAACAUUUUUUGGGGGGGGCCAAAGGUGGGAUAAAAAAGACAGCAGGUUUUGAUUACAUGGGUUUACAAUUUGCAUUCUUUUGUGCUGAGUGUUAGAUUUUUACAUGAAUUCUUUUACAAUAUUUACUUUUUCUAAAAGGCUACGUUGACUCAUAUAGUUUACUCUAAAAAUUGUGUCAAGAUAAUUUUCACUAUACUCUGAAGCAACUAGACUUGGAGAAAAGGAACCAAUCCAGAUUUGAACCUAAUUAAAAUUCAGAUUUCCCCAAAGAUCUUACCUCAUGAAAGUGAUUUUGGGUCGGAAUUAUUUACUCAGCUAAGAAAAAACAAAAACUGAGUGAUUGGAAAGAACCAGGCAUUUUAUCUGGUAAUGGCACUUGGUGAUAAAGGCUUUCAGAGGCUAUUAUUUCUAGCAUCUAAGUACAGGCCCUAGUGAAAAACUGGGGAGGUUCAACCUCUGAGAACAGGUUCAAGCACCUUUUCCAAAUUUAAAUUUUGUCUUAAAUUCUCUCUACCACACUGCCUUUGACAUUCUUGAAAGUCCUUGUAGUUCUCUAGAGAUAGACUUCAAAAAGAUGUUAUCUUAUCAAAGACUUGUAUGUGCCACCUAUGAUUCAGUGUGUUUUAUGUUUUUCACUUUCCCUGGGAAGGAGUAAAGCCUUUUCUAUAGCUCUGGGUCUAUUAUAUUUAAUUCUGCUCUUCAUAGUCAAAGACCAUGGAAAAUAACUGUCAUCUGAACAAUUCUUUUAGAAGCAAGAGACUGGUGUUUGAUGGAUGUUAUACACUAAAUAAAACCCAUCAGCAUGGGGUUAUGUAGAAAAGCAAUUUAUUCCAUUUUAAGCACUUACACAGUUAGUCAUAGAGAGUAACAGGCCUGCUAGUGAAACAGGUCACCCAAAAUGGAGAUGGCAUCAAACUAGUGGUCAAAGACUAACUCCUAAAAAAAAAAAAAAAGCAACUCUUACCAAGGAUUAAUUUAAUUUUAAAAACAAAUACAAGUUAUUGAUUCACUCUUCUCAACUUGACAGUCUACCUGUGGUAGAAAUGUCAGGUAAAAACAUACAUCUUUACAACUUGGUGGUCCCAAGUUAAAAAAAAAACACAA
Messenger RNA from Carlito syrichta (Philippine tarsier), 2861 nucleotides. It is a transcript of the gene SYNC, whose product is annotated as syncoilin, intermediate filament protein. The record is from RefSeq and is a predicted model, not a curated record. NCBI's taxonomy places the organism in Eukaryota, Metazoa, Chordata, Mammalia, Primates, Tarsiidae. The coding region runs from base 216 to 1376 and encodes 386 amino acids. Gene Ontology annotation, biological process: intermediate filament-based process. The transcript is spliced from 4 exons. Gene Ontology annotation, cellular component: sarcolemma; neuromuscular junction; intermediate filament.